Molecule: messenger RNA, 5969 nt
Organism: Hemicordylus capensis (graceful crag lizard)
Lineage: Eukaryota; Metazoa; Chordata; Lepidosauria; Squamata; Cordylidae
Gene: SMTN
Product: smoothelin
Exons: 22
Coding region: 871-3768 (965 amino acids)
Biological process (GO): actin cytoskeleton organization
Cellular component (GO): filamentous actin; microtubule organizing center
Molecular function (GO): protein binding
Source: RefSeq, a predicted model, not a curated record
GCCGUCUCUCCUGCUUGUCCUCCUGGCCGGCAAUGGAAGCAGCAGCCCAGCUGCCAAGAGCUCCUUUUCUCCCUUUUCUCUCAGCUGAUCGGUGGGUGGGCAAUGGGGCUUCCAGGGAGGCCUCUGUGUAGGCCGCAGUGAAGCCUGAACUCGAGUAGGGCCCCAGCCAGCCAGGAAGGAGGAGGCAGCCAGAGUGGCCACCACUGUUCUCUGCAGCAGAAGACCCCCCUGCUGCCCUGCCCAGCCCAGCAUUUGCCAGUUUAACCGGCAUCGCUGCAAGAGUGGAGGGCCCCGAGAAGAACAGUGAAUCCUCAGCUGUUACAAACUGGUUUGAAACAAACAUAUUGUCGAUAUCGAACAGACUCAGAAAGCGACUAUUCCCAGGAUUCUCCUCCCCAGUUUAAGGCUGUGGGGAAUGAAAUGUUGGAGCUCUGACAUGAAUAAAGGGCCGUCCGGUCACUGCGGCAUGGUUGUCUAUUUUGAAAAUACAACCCAUUCAUAAAGGAGACCGAAGCCUCAUCCUCAGCACUGAACAGGGAAGGAAAAACCCACCGCUUGCCCCAUUGUCUGGAGGAAACGAAACGCUGGCCAGUGAAGAAAGGCAUUGAACAUACACAAUGUCCUCAUGGCUAGACCGAGAACGGAGAGGACGGCAGAUGAAUCACACAAAAGAAUGCAUGACCAGCAGCAGCAGCAGUUCCUGGACAGAGGAAGAAGACUCCUAACAGAGUGACCUGGGAGGUCCUCGUGUGAGCCAGCCGGGCUGUUCCAGUAGCCAGCCUCGUGAGUGUCCGUGCGCAGCAGCGUUGGAGACUUCGGGAGCGUCUUUCUGGUGGAAGGGAGGCGAAACGGUGACCGAGGGCAGCCAGGAUGUCUGCGGAGGCACUUCUGAGCAUGGACGAGGGGACGCUCCGGAAACUGCUCGACGCCACGCUGGACCUGGCCGAGCGCCGGCAGAUCCGCUCCGCCAUCCGGGAGCUGCGGCGGCAGGAGCUGGAGCGCGACGAAGAGGCGCUGGCGUCCAAACGCUUCCGGACGGAGCGCAGCGCAGAGAGGCAGGAGAACAAGGAGAACUGGCUGCGGUCCCAGCGGCUGGAAGAGGAGCAGAAGCAGCAGAAAUCUCUGGACGUCCUCUCCGGGAAGCUUGAGAGCAUCCAGGACGUGGAAGAGCUGACGGCUUUGCUACGAGGAGCCAGCAAGUACGAAGAGCGCAAGCUGAUCCGUGCCGCCAUCCGCAAGUUGCGGGCGGAGGAAAUUGAAGCUGCAGCCUUGGCCGGAAAGGCUUACUACAGCCGCAGAGACAAGGAGAUCCUUGACUCCAAGAAGCAGGAGGAGGAAAACUCCUCAGAUGGAGGCAUCUCUGAGGCGCAGGAGCGGGAGCUGAUUAGGGCCCAGAUCCGGGAGCUGCGAAGUGAACAGCACCGAGAGACCAAGCCGACGGAGGUCCCGGACUCCUCGCCAGGGACGUUUCUCCUCCUGGACCCUGUUGCUAACCAGCCCUCUUCCGAAUCGUCUUCGUCCUCGAUUCCAGAGACGGUGCCGGAUCGAGAAACGAGCACUGAGAGCCCCAAAGCGAGCUCCCAUGACAGUGAUUCCGAUACGGAGCCCCAGCCCCCUUCCGCGGAGGAGAGCCCCAGUGGCACUUUGGAAGGGGAAGGCAGUGAGCCGCUGAGGGCCCCCAAAGAAGGGGCACCCCCCAGGGAGACCAUGCAAGAGCAGGCUGAGACUCCCAGUGCCGGAAGAGGCGUCUGCCAGGCCGAAGACGCCCACCCGAGGCUAUUGAAUGACGAGCACGAGAGCAGCGAGGAUGUCCUCCGAGCUCCAGAGAAGGAAGCACACUCAGUGGAUAACGAAGGUGAUGCCGCAUCAUGUGAGGCCCCCAAGACCUCCACCCCACUAGACGCCCACUGCUGCGAAACGGCGCAAGCCACACCACGCCCAGCUGCCGGCACAGACGCCCGGCGGGAGCAGCAAUCCCAGCGGUCCGGCUCCGUGUGGGAGCGUGCGCGCAAGUUCAACGCGGAUCCCCCCUCCCAAACCGCCGGUCCCCCGAAAGGGGAGAGCGCACACAGAGGCUCCCGGAUCCUCCAGCAGCAACAGCAGCUCCUGCACCCCCAACGUGUGGCAGACUCACCUGCUGGAGCCCGCGGCGGGGCCGUCGGCCGUGCCCCCCAGGAUGGCCCCCAGCGGGCAGAGAACAGCGGCGCCGGCGGGGAGCCGGCCACAAAUCCCACAGCCUCUCCGGCAAAGGCAGAGCUGCUCCGGCCUCUGGCUCCGGGUCCAGCCUGCCCUAAAGAGGCAGGCGGUCCCGGUGGGCGGAGCAAGGGCAGCCAAUGGCAGGGCGGCAAGGCGAUGCCGACCCGGCCGGCCGUUGAAAACACCAACGGGAGCGCGGCCGGCUCAGAGAAACCCUCCAGCAGCCCUCGGCCACCCCAGGCACGCAAUCACGGUGCCGACCCCAGCGACGCCAUGAAGACCCUCUUCACCAUUGAGAUCAAGGAUGGCCGCGGCCCCCCUGUCCGAAGCCACAUUGUCGGGAUGCCAGGCAGCCAGCGGGCAGAGCUCACCCUGGGGUUGAGGAGCGCCCCCAUCCGAAUCACCACCAGCAGCACCAGCAACGUGGGCAGUGCCAGCCAUGCCAGCAGCCUUAACGCGAUGGACACGGAGCUGCCAGCCCAGCCUCGGGUGGAAGAGCCGGAGCUGUCCAACGGCACAGAGAAGGAGAAGCUCCUGACCCAGGAAUUGCAGCAGCGAGGCCGGCUGAGCGCGGAGGAGCUGAGCAAAGUGGAGGAAGAGGAGGUGCUGGACAAGAUGUUGGACCAGACGACGGACUUUGAGGAACGGCGGUUGAUCCGGGCAGCCAUGCGGGAACUGCGCCAGCGGAAGCGAGAACGGCGGGAUAAGGAGCGAGACCAGCGGCUGCAAGAGGCGAAGCCCAAGGGGGCCAGCCGGACCAUGGAGACCACCGCCCGGCAGAGCGCCUCCUCGGCUGACGGCUCGGCUGUCAGCAGCAUCACCAAGACCCAGCGUCUUGUUCAGUCCAAUGACGGCAGCAAAACUUCCCGGACAACGACUGUUGAGUCGAGCUUCAUGAAGAGAUCGGAAAAUGGCAACACCUUUGUCCAGACCAAGUCGUCCUUCAGCUCAUCGUCUUCCAAGAAAGUGGGCAGCAUCUUUGAGCGGGAGGACGAGAGUGCUGGGCGCGCCAGCAAUUUGGCUGCCCUGGAGAGGCGCCAGGCGGAGAAGAAGAAGGAGCUGAUGAAGGCCCAGAGCCUGCCCAAGACGUCGGCAUCGCAGGCCCGCAAGGCCAUGAUUGAGAAGCUGGAGAAGGAGAGCGGGAGCCCAGCAAACCCGGCGCUGUCCCGCGUGGCCGUCCAGCGCUCCUCCAGCUUUGGGGUCCCCAACGCCAGCAGCAUCAAGCAGAUGCUCUUGGACUGGUGCCGCGCCAAGACCCGGGGAUAUGAGCACGUCGACAUCCAGAACUUCUCCUCCAGCUGGAGCGACGGCAUGGCCUUCUGCGCCCUCGUCCACAACUUCUUCCCCGAGGCCUUUGACUACGCGCAGCUCUCGCCGCAGGACCGGCGGCGCAACUUUGAGAUGGCCUUCUCGGCGGCCGAGGUGCUCGUAGACUGCAUGCCCUUGGUGGACGUGGAGGACAUGAUGAUCAUGGGGAAGCGUCCCGACGCCAAGUGCGUCUUCACCUACGUGCAGUCUCUCUACAACCACCUGCGGCGCCACGAGCUCCGGAUGCGGCAGCAGCAUUUCUAGCCCCCCACCCCGCCCCCCCCGCCGGCGCGUCUCCGGGGAGAAACCCCUCCCUCACCGCCCCCUGCAAACAUCCCGCCUCUCUCGGCCCCGUGUGGGGCUGCAGGCAAGGGAGAAAGGACCCGCCUGCACCUCUUGUUCCUACAACGAUGUGGGGUGGGGACCAGGAGCACAGCUCCCCCCCACAGCGGGCUGAGCACUCGGCAAUCCAAGUCAGCUCAACGGAGGAGGCGCCCCCCGCACAGGCUUUUGAUGUGAUCGUUGUUGUGGUUUCCUGUAAUAAGUUAUUCCUUUGUCAAAGUAUCUUUUUCGGCAGCCUGCACGACGCCCCCCACGGAAGACCCCCUGCGGGUGCUACGGCGGACUGUCUGGCUUUGUGCUUUUGGCUUUUGGCAGAGUUCUUCCUUGCAAGGCCGGGGGGGUCAGCGGCGGCCCUCCACCACCCCUCAGCGAGGCCCGCCGACUCCUUGUUUAUUGGGCCUGUGUGAAGCUUUGGGCAAGGCUGACCACUCGGGUCGCUGGUCUCGUGCAAGCGUCCCCAGCCUUUGGUUCGCUACAUGGCGCCGGACUACAGCUCCCAUCACCCCCUGUUGCCGUGGCCUGGGGUGUGUGAAGCAUGUUGUAGUCCAGCAACAUUGGGGGAAAGAGGGGAGGACCCCUGGCCGGAGUUGUCUUUCCAGGUCUGCUCCGUUCGUGUCGAAAAGGGGAGGCCCGUUUUGCAAAUUGCCCUUGCAAAUUUGGCCCUCCGGGGGUUGUCGAAUGACAGCUCCCACCAUUCCCAGCCGCCAUUUUAUUGGGAGUUGUUCCUGAUGGGAGUUGUAGUUCAGCAACGGCUGGAGGGCCAGGUUUGCCCACCCACCCCCGGCAUCGAUGCCGUAGUUGCCGCACCUUAACUCAGAUCAGGAGUCCUGUCCCUCCCACUUCCCAUCUGGCCGGAAUCCUCCGGUCAUGGCCCCAGUGCAAGGGAGAGGCCACUCUGCACACGCUCAAAGGCACUCUUCACUCACCAAUCCAUUGGUGAGGGUUUCGAAUGUGGCUGGAGCCCACCCACCCCUCCUAAAGGGGAGCGAAAUUGCCCAUACACCUAGAGAACGUGGUGUGGAACCCCCUUUUUGUCACCGCACACCCCACCCUGUUUGGCGCUAAAUUAAUUUCAGGAGUGUGGGAGCGGUGAGGAUUAUAUUUCGAGAAUUACAUUUCCUUGCAUUCUCAAAGCCCUUCAUAGACAUGAUCUCAGGUGUGCUAGGAACAUAGGCUGCUGCUAAGGUUUCAGGCUCGGGGGUCUUUCCCGACCCGACCUGGAGAUGCUGCCAGCCUGUGAACCUGGGACCUUCAGCAUGCAAAGCAGAUGCUCUUCCCUAAGGGGAAUGUCUUGCAGGGCUCAUGGGUAGUCACCCAUCCAGAUGCACACCAAAGAAGACCCUGCUUAGCAGAGGGGCCCAUUCCGGCUUGCUACCGCCAGACCAGCUCUCCUGUUUGCAGAAACACUAGUAAUCAAAGGAUGACAUCUGGGAGUAGCGGGCAGGUCUUUGAGACUUCUCCCUUGGCCAGGGCUGCAGAACUGUAUCCCUCGAGUGCUCUUGGAUUACAACUCCCAUCAUCCCCUGCCACACUGGCCAAUAGUCGAGGGGCACUGCAGUCCAAAAACAGCUGAGGAUGGGCAGGAGAUAUGAGGGUUGUGUUUCGGUUCAAAUGGGCUCGCUUCCUAGUCAAGUGCACAGCCUUUAGCGAGUAUGGAACAAUUUUGGUUCUGGUUUUUCAAGACCAGAAGGGUUGAGAAGAAAGGAUGGGCCAUGUACCCCCUUUGCUUGGCUGCGGAGGGCUUGUCACUGCAUGUUGUUCCUGUGAGUUCUCUGCAGAAUCCGCACUAGCGCCAUCCUUCCACCCCAGACCCCCUAGAGUACAUCUGUCUUCGCUGGGGAUCCUACAGCAUUUCUGUCUUCCUCGGUUCUUUGCUCGCCGGGCACUCGCUGGACCGUCACGCCAACCCUCCAGAGGUGAAGAUACGGGAUAGGUGGAGAAGCCAGCUCUGGCUGGCAGCAACUGGACUCUUGGGGGAACAGGAGGGGGGGGUUCCUUCUCCUGCACUGCUGUCAGCCCUGGGGUGCACCACCCAGCCAAACACCAGAUUGUAACCAUCCGUACACCAGCACAAGAAUGUCUGUAUCCGCACUGAGACAAUAAAGUUUGGACAGUUUUCUGUC